GAUCUUGUAAUCACAAAAGUGGGAGAUUGUUGGAAGUUAAUUGGCAUGGUGGACAUGGGAACCACAAAUGAAAAUAUUGAUAUUAUCUGCAAAGGAAAAAAGGUUACAAGGCUUGCCUCACAGGCUUUGCAGUUUGUUUUCCAUGGCUUUACAGGUUUCAGAUGGCCCGUCUCCUACUAUGGUUCCACAACUGCCACAUCACACCAGCUCUACCUGACGUUUUGGAAGAGUGUUGAUGUUUUGGAAGAAAUGGGUUUUACAGUGGACUACAUGAUGGCAGAUGGGGCAACCACAAACAGAUCAUUCACUUCUAUGUUGUUUAAUGGAAACCCAAGGGAGGAAUUAUUUCUAUUCAAAAAUGUGUAUAAUAGAGAGCAUGUCAUAGUUGCCAUACAAGACAUCAAACAUGUGUUGAAAAGAAUUAGAAACAACAUAGAAUCAAGCAGAAGGGAAAAUCAGGGGAACUCUAAUGGACGUUACCUUGUUUUGGAAGGGCAGGCAAUUCUAUGGGACCACUGGGAGGAAUGUUUUUUUUUCAAUUAUCAGGGUGGCUUUGAAAUCCACAACAAAUUAACUGAAGACCAUAUCACUCUGACGGCAGCCUCAAAAAUGCGCAACCAACUGGCCAUUGAUGUUCUGAAUAAGAACAUGCUGUUCCUCAUGAAAAGUUACCAACAGACAUUGCCAGAUCCUGAACGACUUUCAUCAUCAAUAAGACUGCUAGAAGCUACAUCAAUUAUAUGUGAUAUUUUCUGCAGCAUUAACCACCCUGUAACAUCCAUGGAGGAUCCAAGGAUAGCAGAGAUAUUUCAAGCUCUUCAAUUCUUCAACAGGUGGGAGGCUGACACAUUGGAUUCUUCCCCUACACUUGCCAAGAAGAAUCUGAUGACAAAAGAAACAAGAGAUGACAUCAACUCAUCCUUGGUUGGAUUCACCUCACUGUGUAGGCAGACAAUAGGCAAGGGCAACACCUUAAAUCCUGGCUUUCUGAAUUCUGACCUCAUUGAAAACUUCUUCUGCCAGCAACGAGGAAUUCGAAAUGGCUUAAAUUCUAAUCCUACAUUGGCACAGUUUGGUAAAUCCAGUACAGCAGUUAUACUUGGCCAGUGCAUAGUGUCAAGGAGGGCCAAUGCAUCAGAAUCUGCCUCAGCUAGUAAUUUCCGUGCUAAGUUAUCAAGACCUUUAAACUCCACAAGGAAAAGCAAGAAGCAAAUUAAAAUGAGGAAAUUGAGAAUAUGAGCCCUGAAAAGAUUCUCAGUCCACCAAAUUAACAUCCCAGUAAUUAAC
Messenger RNA from Saccostrea echinata, 1287 nucleotides. RefSeq lists its product as uncharacterized. The record is from RefSeq and is a predicted model, not a curated record. Bases 46 to 1239 code for a protein of 397 amino acids. The transcript is spliced from 2 exons. Lineage: Eukaryota; Metazoa; Mollusca; Bivalvia; Ostreida; Ostreidae.